This is a messenger RNA of Anopheles funestus (African malaria mosquito), 4662 nucleotides long. It is a transcript of the gene Nab2, whose product is annotated as zinc finger CCCH domain-containing protein 13. Gene Ontology annotation, biological process: regulation of mRNA stability. Gene Ontology annotation, molecular function: poly(A) binding; metal ion binding. Gene Ontology annotation, cellular component: cytoplasm; nucleus. The transcript is spliced from 4 exons. The record is from RefSeq and is a predicted model, not a curated record. The coding region runs from base 302 to 3991 and encodes 1229 amino acids. Lineage: Eukaryota; Metazoa; Arthropoda; Insecta; Diptera; Culicidae.
CAAAAAAGAAGUUUAAUUUUAACGCAUGUGUAGGAUUUAAAAAAACACCACCCUAAAGAAGCACCCUGUGCCCUGUGCUUCGGAACGGAUCGGUGAACCUGUCAAGUGAGCACGGAAUUGGUGUCAGCGUGCCAUCACUAGCGAAAAUUUCCAUGUCGAUUUAUCAACCUUCCGUCUGUUUACUUGCGUUUUCGUGCAGCAUAAAUAUCGGACAAAAUACUCAGCGAGAAAGUUUCGAUUGUGAUUUUCUUUGCAAAACUAUUACACAAUUAGGAGUUUAAUCGGUUUCUAAGCUAUCAAAAUGGAUACUUUAGGCACAGAGAUUGGUCAGAAAAUGAGGAGUGCCGUAAAGGCAAAGCUGAUCGAACUUGGCACCGGUUCGGCGACCGGUUAUAUCGAUGAUGAGUUACCGGAUUACGUGAUGAUUAUGGUGGCAAACAAACGUUCCCGGCAGCAGAUGGUCGACGAUCUGUCACUGUUUCUCGGUGCACAAACCGAGAUAUUCGUAAACUGGUUGCAUCAGGUGCUGCAAAAGCUGCAGGAAGUGACGCUACCGGCAUCCGCUGCCACGAAGUCGAAAGAAAGCACCAAAAGGAAAUCCUCCGAGGUGGAAGACAAAAAGAAGGACAAGAAACGGAAAGACAAGAAAACGAAACGGAGAGACCGUAGCACUGACGGGGAGGAAGCUGCAGACGCUGUCCCCGGUCGCACGAGUGGUACGGAAGACAAUACACCUCCAAGGCCGGCAGUAGUACUGCCGGCAACCUCUAUAACAGAAGUAUUCGCACAUCAGUACAUAGAAAAGGCUAAGAAGUCGCUCGAAUCGGACAGCAUACCGAUCGCGAAGAAAGCACCUGCAGAACGAUCCGAAUCACGGGAUCGAACGAAGAGCAAUACACCACCGACGGCCAGGGAAGAGCACAGCAUGCCUUCGAUUGCCGAUAUCGCUAGUGCAAGUGUUGUCCAAAAGCACCACAAGGAACUUUGUGAGCUGAAGGAAAUUGAAGAAAGAAUUAGUGCUGCGAAGCGCCAUUUAAAGUCAUUAGGAACGGAUAUUUCAGACGAAGAUAGUGAAGAUUUGCUCCUGUUGAAGGCAAAUGAAGAUGAUUUGCUCCUGUCACGAGUGCGGUCGGAUGAACCAACUUCAACGCGAAGUACCAAACCGUCACAAAGCACAGUAAGUAAACAAAGGCAACGAAUAACUAUGGGCCCUGAGGAGCCUCCGAAGCAAGCGCCACCAGCUCAAAGCACUGCACCAUUGGCUGCUUCACGGUCGACAGACUCACAACAAGCUAAUGCUAAGAAACGGUCAGUUUUAGAACGCCUGGGAACCAAAAAAUCUUCCAUCACUGCUGAGCGAGAAAAAAAUACAAACCUAGAUACAAGAACUACGCGAGAACCUGCCACGAAGGAUGUGAACAAAUCUAGCGACGCUGCAAAUACGGGCAGUUCUGGAUCAAAAAGUACCAUCAUUAGCCUAUCGGCACACAGGCGAGAGGAGAGAGAAAUUUAUGUGCCGCUUUUUCGGCGCAAGGAAGCAUCACAGGAUCAAACAGCAUCAAAAAACCGAUUGCGGCAGGAGACUACAAUAAAGGGAGACAACCGUCAAAGGGAAAAAAGCCGUGAAAGUAACACCCGCGACACAAGAUCUCCUGCCGCACGAUUACCACCAUCAUCUCAUGCACGCACCGAUAGCAAUCGUGAAAGAUCUCGAGAAAGUAAUUUUCGUCGUUUAGAGCGCGAUCGUGUGGAGCGCGUUGAUGAUCAAUCGAUGGGACGCAAAUCUCGUCCGAGGGAGCGUUCGCGCAGUCGCGAGUGGCUCAGGGAUAACAACCGGGAACGUUCCGGUUCUGGUGGUCACGUCAAGAAUGGGACCGACACCACAGUGCGUGGACGCAUAGGUUCACGGGUGAUUGUGCUUCCACCGAAACCGGAAUACAACGAAGACGUGAUCGAAGUCCCGGUGGCGAGCGUUAUCAAAGUACAACCACGGCCCGUUGUACCAAAGGCAAAACAGCCGAGCAAGAACCUGUUGUUAAAAGCAAUGGCCGAAGCACAACGGUCGACGGUAGCGAAUCUAAAGAAAACGAUUGAUAACACCAGAGAUAUUGGAAUGCAUCGUACAGAUAUUAAGCGUAAACUUGUGAUUGAGAUUUCCGGUGUUACUAAUAGCCAUCUGCCCGUCGACGUGCAAUACGAGCGCGUACCGGAUACCCACUACACGUCCCACGAAGGAGUUACGUUUAACAAACUAAGAGAGGAAGACGAUCAUCACGAACAGCAGGAAGAGGAAGAGGAGGUACACGAAGUGGAUAUAACAAACCAGGUGUUGAUGGAGGAUUGUGAUGUAGAUGAGGAAUUUAAAGAAAUCCUUCAGGACGAAUACGAAGGACCGAAAUUAUCCGUAGCACAGGAUUAUGAAAUGGAGGUAGCAGAAGAAGAUGUAGCCAGCACCAAACAGGAAGCAGUUACAAACGAAAGCAAGGAUACAAAAUUUGUGGUCACUUUAGAUGGAGCCUUUAAGACGUCUGUAGACAGAGAAGUAUCACCAAGUCACACGCCACCACCGCCACCCGUAGCAGCACCCUCGGAACAGACCAAGGGAAGAAUGUCCGUGAAGGAUCGAAUUGGGUACAAAGUUGGUGCCCGAGAACCGGCAACAAAGUCUCCCAAUCCAAAGGAUUCCAAAGAGAUGGAAGAAACGCUUAAGAAACGUAAGGAACGAUUUAGCGAAAAGCUUGUAGCAGCCGCGGCAACAGCAAAACCAGCUAGUAAGAAACCUUCUUCUCCAACUGCUCCGUUAAAUGCUACUUCACGAGGAGCGGCAUCAACGCAUGGUAAUAAUUCAUCCUCGUCGAGAUCUAACCGAUCGCCGAAAACAAAUUCACGUUCCACCCAAAGCCACUCCUCGUCGUCGCGUCGUCGAACACCAUCGGUUAGCCCGGAACGUGGCCCAAGGCCCAAAAAUAGCUCCCCAGUCGAAAGUCGUUCGAAGCGUAACGAAACUUUACGCAAUGUUUCCAGCUCACCGAAUCAGUUGAACGAGCUGUUACUGCAACGCACGAAGGAACUAAUGGAUGACAGUGUUUCCUCGUCGCCGAUCUACAUGUCCAAAUCAGAUUAUGACAAAAUGGAACCAUCGUCCCGCAAGCGAAAGCGGGUUUCUCCGAUUCAAUUCGACUUGACGGACGAGGACGAACGGCACGACAGUGACGAUGACUAUCAUCAUCACCGUGAUCGAAGAGCACGCAGCAGAGAGGAACAUCGCGCACAGCAUCGCAGUCCAUCGCGAGACAGUGAUGACCGGUCCGUGACGAGAAAGGAUUCGCGCCGCGAAUGGGAACGAGAAGGUGAGGGACGCGAAAGUCACGGCGGCAGAGUCAAAUCACCGGGGAGGAAAAUUAAGAAACUUGAAUCAAGCCGCAAAUUCGACGAUAUUCCGCCACUGCUUAGUGCCGUUUCUUUGUCCGGAGCGGAAGGAAAGACCACCAAGAUGGUUAGUAGUGGUGCAUUGAAAGAACGAUGCAAAUAUUUCCCCAACUGUCGCCAGGGUGAUGCCUGUGAGUUUCUCCAUCCAACCACACCAUGCAAAGCUUUUCCUAGCUGCAAAUUUGGCGACAAGUGCCUCUAUCUUCAUCCAAUGUGUAAAUACGAUCAAACCUGUAACCGGUUGGACUGUAGCUUUAUGCACUCCAAAAGUGCAUCCACAGGCACAUCCAGUGGCUUAUCGGCGCCACCGCUAGCUUCAUCCGUCGUUCCGGUACAAAAUUAUAAGUCGAUUAUUGCGAAACCACUUCCACCUGUGUGCAAGUUCUAUCCAAACUGCGUCAACAGCCAGUGCCAGUAUUUUCAUCCGAAGAUGUGCCGCUUCGGCAAACAUUGCGUUAAUAAGAUUGAGUGUAACUUCUACCAUUACGAUAUACCGACGAAGGAUCUGCACGAUGCAUCAUCAAAGGACAAAUUUCGAUGGAUCUCUCCAUUCUCUGCUUGAGUGGCGCUUAGCCCAAACUAGGCUAUAGUAGCUGCUGGUAGGCAGCAAAGACACAUUGAUUAUAACUUGAUUUGUGCUUUUAGUUCUCUUUCGCUUAUUGCUCAUAUUGCUUCGUUGUGGUUUUUAUCGAGUUUUUCAAACAGGUUUAGAUUGACAAAACUGAACGUGCAUGCCACAAGGUACUGCACUUUCUUCCGCUAGGCGUUCGUUUAUUAUGUGCUAGAUUUAAAAACAAAAAACAAUAAGACACAUUGGAUAUUUAUUCUACUUGUGCAAAUCCUAACUAAUGCUUUAGGGCAACACAAACAUACGAAUCAGUUUACGUAUCUUAUGAACGGUUAGAUUCUUUUAUUGCAAAAAGGAAAAUACAUGUAUAGGCAAAAUAUUGAAUGUACUCAUGUAUGAAUGAAUACAAACUACAAAACACAUUAGUUUACAUAACCGACAUUGGAUUGAUUGUUGCUCUCAAAACACAACAAAACACUUAUUAGGUAGAUAGAAGAAGUGCAUCAUCCGUUAGGAGAGGUGCUGCGUUUCGUAAAGAUCAGCGCAAGGAGACGAAUAUCCUUUAUUAGGCACUUUGCAUUAUGUGCUGAUUUGUGUAAGCAGGCAAACAUAAUAUUAGAUGUAGUAGCAUGUUCAAAGAAUAAUUAAAUUUAAUCGCUCUGAAA